GCCACAAAUCCUCUCUGCAUGUGUUCUUUUGUUUGAGAUUUCUCUCGUUUCGAUCACAUUGCGUUGAGUUUUCUUUCUCGGAAAGUUUUGAGGCUUGUUUGGAUCGAGAGAAAAUGGGGAUUCAAGACCAGGUGGGGAAAAUGCAGGCCCGUCAGGGGUACCGGAAUCUAUGGCACGCCGAUUUGAUGGGCACCGCGACCACCGACAGUCCCUACUUUUGCUUUGCAUGUCUCUGUGGUCCGUGCGUUUCUUACCUGCUGCGCAAACGAGCUCUUUACAAUGAUAUGUCAAGGUACACAUGCUGUGCCGGAUAUAUGCCAUGCAGUGGAAAGUUUGGAGAAAGGCGUUGCCCUCAGCUGUGUCUUCUUACGGAGGUCUGCUGCUGCUUUGCAAGUUCAGUUUCCUCGACACGCUUUCUAAUCCAAGAUGAGUUUAAUAUUCAAACAACACCGUGCGACAAUUGCAUUAUUGGAUGUAUGCUCUGCCUCAACCAACUUGCAUGUAUAUGCUCCUUGAUUGCUUGCUUAACUGGAAGCGAAGAGCUCUCGGAUAUUUCCAGUGUGUUGAACUGUAUAGCUGACAUGGUGUUCUGCUCGGUCUGUGCUUGCAUGCAGACCCAGCACAAGAUUGAACUGGACAAAAGGGAUGGCAAGCUUGGUCAACCACGCGUGAUGGCAGUUCCACCGAUGCAGCAGAUGUCACGGAUUGAUCAGCCAGUUUCUCCUCAUGCCGGAUAUAAACAUCCACACGCUGGAUAUCCACCUCCACCAACAGGAUAUCCAAAUCAACCGGUAGGAUAUCCAACUCCACCGGCAGGAUAUCCAAAUCAACCGCCAGGAUAUCCUCCCGCGGGAUAUCCGAACCAACAUCCAGGGUAUCCAAACCAACAUGCAGGGUAUCCAAAUCAACAUGCAGGGUGUGGACAUCAUCAGCCAGUUGGAUAUAUGCAUCCACCGGCAUAUGGGCAACCAGUAUAUCCUCCAGGGCCUCCACCUUCUGCGCAUCCUCCUCCAGAGUCGGGAGAAUUUUAUAACCCCGGACCUCCUCCUCCACCUCCUGGCUAUACUCCAGAAUCUGCAUCUGCUCCUCCAUAUCCUCCAGGUCCUCCACCGAUUUCUCAUCAGGAGGCUUAUCCUCAACCUUCUCCUCUUAGCCGCACCGGUACCGAUCCUCCCAAGUGAUCUGUUCGUACAAUGCAGACCGAUCUGCCAUAGAAUAGAAAACACCUAUCCAAAAAAUAAAACAUGACUUUGAAGAGUCCUUAAUAUGUUGUUAAUA
Molecule: messenger RNA, 1278 nt
Organism: Pyrus x bretschneideri (Chinese white pear)
Lineage: Eukaryota; Viridiplantae; Streptophyta; Magnoliopsida; Rosales; Rosaceae
Product: proline-rich protein 2-like
Exons: 8
Coding region: 114-1181 (355 amino acids)
Source: RefSeq, a predicted model, not a curated record